AUGACUGUACACGGCGAACAGUUUGACAGAGCGUCACAACGACAACUGCGCCUCAUUUGCGUUUGCGGCGAGUCAAAGUGCUCAAUGGAAAACCAUAAUGCCACAUACACAAACACGUAUAUUUAUGCAUACAUAUAUACAUACAUACACACAUACAUACAUACACGCAUACAUACGUACAUACAUACAUACAUACAAACAUACAUGCAUACAUACAUACAUACAUACAUACAUACAUACAUACAUACAUACACACAUACAUACAUACAUACAUACAUACAUGCAUGCAUACGAACAUAUAUACAAAGCACAUGCAUCACUAAUUGUAAAGAUCACUAUGCGAUUAUGACAGAAGAAAAUACAAAUGCCAGGACAGUAAGCGGCAAGGAGAAUCACCGCGAUGGACCAAUGCCUCCUUAA
This is a messenger RNA of Gongylonema pulchrum, 420 nucleotides long. Lineage: Eukaryota; Metazoa; Nematoda; Chromadorea; Rhabditida; Gongylonematidae. The record is from the annotation of a GenBank genome assembly.